Thamnophis elegans (Western terrestrial garter snake) is the source of this 2455-nucleotide messenger RNA. It is a transcript of the gene NTN1, whose product is annotated as netrin 1. Gene Ontology annotation, molecular function: protein binding. Lineage: Eukaryota; Metazoa; Chordata; Lepidosauria; Squamata; Natricidae. The coding region runs from base 1 to 1818 and encodes 605 amino acids. The transcript is spliced from 6 exons. The record is from RefSeq and is a predicted model, not a curated record.
AUGUCCCCGGCGGGCUGGGAGGCCCUGGUGGCCCUGGCGGCGGUGGCCUGCCUGGCCGAAGGGGUGCGCGGCGGCUACGGCUUGAACAUGUUCGCCGUGCAGACGGCCCCGCAGCCGGAUCCCUGCUACGACGAGAACGGGCAGCCGCGGCGCUGCAUCCCGGACUUCGUCAACGCCGCCUUCGGCAAGGAGGUGAAGGUGUCGAGCACCUGCGGCCGCCCCCAGUCGCGCUACUGCGUGCUGGCCGAGAAGGGCGAGGAGCGGAGCCGCAGCUGCCACCUGUGCGACGCCGCCGACCCCAAGCGGGCCCACCCCGCCUCCUACCUGACCGACCUCAACAACCCGCACAACCUGACCUGCUGGCAGUCGGAGAGCUUCGUGCAGCACCCGCUCAACGUGACGCUGGUGCUGGCGCUGGGCAAAAAGUUCGAGGUGACCUACGUCAGCCUGCAGUUCUGCUCGCCGCGGCCGGAGUCCAUGGCCAUCGCCAAGUCCAUGGACGGCGGCAAGAGCUGGGUGCCCUUCCAGUUCUACUCCACGCAGUGCCGCAAGAUGUACAACAAGCCCAGCCGCGCCGCCAUCACCAAGCAGAACGAGCAGGAGGCCAUCUGCACCGACUCGCACACCGACAUGCGGCCCCUGAGCGGCGGGCUCAUCGCCUUCAGCACCCUCGACGGCCGGCCCUCGGCCCACGACUUCGACAACUCGCCCGUCUUGCAGGACUGGGUGACGGCCACCGACAUCCGGGUGGUCUUCAGCCGCCUCCACACCUUCGGCGACGAGAACGAGGACGACUCCGAGCUGGCCCGCGAUUCCUACUACUACGCCGUCUCCGACCUGCAGGUGGGCGGCCGCUGCAAGUGCAACGGGCACGCCUCCCGCUGCGUCCGGGACCGUGAUGACCACCUGGUCUGCGACUGCAAGCACAACACCGCCGGGCCCGAGUGCGACCGCUGCAAGCCUUUCCACUACGACCGGCCCUGGCAGAGGGCCACCGCCCGAGAAGCCAACGAGUGCGUCGCUUGUAACUGCAACCUGCAUGCCAGAAGGUGUCGUUUUAACAUGGAACUCUACAAAUUAUCCGGUCGCAAGAGUGGGGGUGUUUGCCUUAAUUGCCGACACAACACAGCUGGUCGUCACUGCCACUAUUGUAAAGAAGGCUACUAUCGGGAUAUGACCAAACCUAUCACGCACAGGAAAGCAUGCAAAGCAUGCGAUUGCCAUCCCGUGGGUGCAGCUGGAAAAACCUGUAAUCAAACUACAGGGCAAUGUCCCUGCAAAGAUGGUGUGACGGGCAUCACUUGUAAUCGAUGUGCCAAAGGCUACCAGCAAAGCAGAUCUCCCAUUGCCCCCUGCAUAAAGAUUCCUGUUGUUCCUCCUACCACUGUGGCCAGCAGCACAGAAAAGCCUGCAGACUGUGAUACCUACUGCAAGGCAUCCAAAGGGAAGCUGAAGAUAAACAUGAAGAAGUAUUGCAAGAAAGACUAUGCUGUCCAGAUCCACAUCUUGAAAGCAGAGAAAGCUGCAGAAUGGUGGAAGUUCACAGUAAACAUCAUCUCUGUUUACAAGCAAGGGGCGAAUCGAAUACGGCGUGGUGACCAGAUCCUCUGGAUACGCUCCAAGGACAUUGCCUGCAAGUGUCCCAAGGUCAAGUCUAUGAAGAAAUAUUUGUUACUGGGCCAUGAUGAGAACUCUCCAGAUCAGAAUGGUCUUGUAGCAGACAAAAGCAGCCUUGUGAUACAAUGGAGGGACACAUGGGCCAGGCGCCUGAGAAAGUUCCAGCAACGAGAAAAGAAGGGGAAAUGCAAGAAAGCCUAGAGGGAAGAUCAGAGACAAGGAAAGACUGCACAUCCUUUCGUGUCCGAGUCAGAGCAGAUGAGGUGGGAUUAGGGACACUGGCAAGAAGCUCACUUUGCAAUUUAUAUGCAACUGGGUGGGGAGGACAAGUGAGGAAUUAAUAACUUUUGAGUUAUGCCCAUUUUGGCCCUCAUAAAUACAAAACCCACACAAAAACUAGUGAGAAAACUAAUUGUAAAUCCCUACUCACCAUAGUAACAAAUAUUAGAUCAGUUACUACUUCCCGUUCUCCCAUUUGAUUUCCUUUUUUUCACUUUUUUCCUCAAAUUAUUUUGGUCUGAAGAAUGAUGAACUGCCUUAAAUUCACCACCUUAACUACUUCUCAAGUCCAAACAUAAGAACCAACCAACUUGUCACUGAAAAGAACGAUAUUGGAAAGAGAUUGCUGCUGCUAGGAAGAACAGACGAACGGGAUUGUUGGCUAAAAAUUGAUCAUGGGGUACUGCAUAACAGUCUGCUGGAUGGUUCUUCUAUCAUUUGUUACACAGCAUUUUACAAGACUGUACCGUACUUGCCAUUGUAAAUGAGAGCAGUCACAAAUGUGUGAAAUGUACACUAAAUUCUUAUUGCUCAUAUAAAAAAUGCAACUUGCUUCUAA